Messenger RNA from Scleropages formosus (Asian bonytongue), 1210 nucleotides. RefSeq names its product glutaredoxin 3 (gene glrx3). The record is from RefSeq and is a predicted model, not a curated record. Gene Ontology annotation, biological process: intracellular iron ion homeostasis. Lineage: Eukaryota; Metazoa; Chordata; Actinopteri; Osteoglossiformes; Osteoglossidae. Gene Ontology annotation, cellular component: cytosol; nucleus. The coding region runs from base 49 to 1029 and encodes 326 amino acids. The transcript has 11 exons.
UAUCUGAAAUUUAACACGAUCGACGAUCGACUUUUUUCGCCUGCAAGCAUGGAGAAUUUUGUAGAAGCUUCGUCUCAGCAGCAGGUUGAGGACUUUUUAAAGGUAGCCGGGAGGUUGCUCACAGUGGUUCAUUUUUAUGCACCAUGGGCCCCGCAGUGCACGCAGAUGAACGAUGUGAUGGAAGAGUUGGCCAAGGAGCAUCCUCAGGUCACCUUUGUCAAGCUGGAGGCCGAGGCCGUGCCGGAGGUGUCGGAGAAGUAUGAGAUCAGCUCUGUGCCCACCUUCCUGUUCUUCAAGAGAGGUGAGAGGGUGGACAGGCUGGAUGGAGCUCAUGCCCCUGAGCUCACCAAGAAGGUCCAGCGGCUGGCGUCCAGUGAUGCUGUACCGGCUGGAGCAAAAGAACAUCCUCAGGCGGACCUUAAUGAGCGCCUGAAGAGGCUCAUCAACGCUGCGUCCUGCAUGGUGUUCAUGAAGGGCUCACCUCAGGAGCCUCGAUGCGGGUUCAGCAGGCAACUCGUUCAGAUCCUGAACGACCAUGGCAUCCAGUUCAGCAGCUUUGACAUCCUUUCUGAUGAGGAGGUGCGGCAGGGCCUAAAGACGUACUCCAACUGGCCCACGUACCCCCAAGUCUACGUCAACGGCGAGCUUGUUGGGGGGCUGGACAUCAUUAAGGAACUCGUGGAGUCCAAGGAGCUGACCAACACCUUUCCAACGGCUGUGACACUAGAGCACAGGUUGAAGGCACUCAUCAACAGAACUCCUGUCAUCCUCUUCAUGAAAGGCAACAAAGAGGGGGCCAAAUGUGGAUUCAGCCGGCAAAUACUUGAAAUCCUGAACAGUACGGGUGUGGAUUAUGACACAUUUGAUAUCCUGCUGGAUGACGAGGUUAGACAGGGACUGAAGACUUACUCCAACUGGCCCACGUACCCUCAACUCUAUGUGAAGGGGGAGCUCAUUGGUGGACUGGACAUUGUGAAGGAGCUGAAAGAGAGCGGCGAACUCCAGUCGGUCCUGAAAGGCGAGAGUUAGUGGCAUCGUGGCUGGAGUGGAAGAGUUCAGGGAUCAAGCAGCACUGUAGAAAUCAUUCUAGAAACGAUUUGCUGUCAUGUAACCUUUAUGGCUGGGAAAUGAAUCUGUUUUGCGUGUCAGUUGUGGGUUAACGGAGAAACGUGUUAUGCCCUCUGUAUGAAAUAAAGUUCUAAAGUGAUUG